CCGCUGUCCUGGGACGGCCGCCGGUGCUGCUGGUCCUCUCCCUGGAGGUGGAGGGAGGCUCUUUCUGCCUGCUGCAGCCUCUGCCGGGCACUGUGCUGGGGCCAAGGGGCUCACUGACCCCAUGCUCCUGCCCCUCUGAGCCUGGACGGCUGCAGGGGUUGCCACGAGGACCCUGGUGUCCUGGGCGGGGUCCCACUUUGGCCCUGGACGGCAGCAGUGCCGGUCUGGCCCUCAGCCGUGGCUGGGGCCUUGGGAUCUGAAGGCCAGAGUGGACCUCAGCCACUGUGACACCCAGAGGGACGAGGGUCUCCCCAGCCCGCUGAGGCUGGCCCUUGGGGUUGGAAAGCAGAGCUUCGGGGUAGCGGAGCAGCUUGCCCAGCACCCUGGGGGCAGGAGGACAGGGGGUGCGCAGGAGAGGGACGGAAUGACUGGCCCCUGAGGGGCUCAGCAUCCCUCAGGAUCUGGAAGAGGCCGAGGGGCCAGGCGGGCACCCAGGCUCCACAGGCAGACCUGGGGACAGCCCGGGGCGAGACGCGGGGAGGCAGGAAGAUGGGGUGCACUCGGGGCACAGCCGGGCGCAGGCAGGGGAGUGCCAGCUGCGUGGCCGAAGGGUGCCCCUGCGCCUGCUCCCGCCCAGGGGGCGGCCGAGGUUGAACGACGCGGACGCGUUUGGACAGGGCGCACUUGGGCCGCGUCUGUGGGCAGAGCCGCAGCGAGGCCACAGCCGGCCAGGGCGGGAAGAGGAGGCAUGGCCGAGCCCAGAGCUGGCCAGCCACCAUGGCCUGUCAGGGAGAGUGCCAAGCCUCGCCUGGCGAGCCCUGCGCAGGAGCACUGUCCAGUGUGGAGAGGAGACACAGCCCGGACCCCGUCCCCGUCCCCCGGAGGCGGCUCUGAGGGGACGGUGCAGACACUCCCCAGGCGCAGCCGCGUCUCGCCCCUGCAGGGAAUGCUGAGCUGGGCACUGAGCCCCUGCAACAUGUGAUCAGUGACACCAAGAACAGAGAGGCCUGCACAGUGCCGGGAGGGAGGACCGACAGGCGCAGGACCAGUGGGGACCACAGCCACACCAGGAUCCAACAGGCCAGGAGGGUGAGGCCUGACCUCUGACCCUAGGUCCCCAGGGGCAGGCCUGACUGAGCAGACACGGGCAGAGACUUAGAAGAGUCACAGUGCUGGGGCGAGGAGGCUGUCAGCAUCAAGUUGACCAUGGAGCACAUCACAAGAGGCUCACCACUCAGUGGAGUGUGGAGGAUGAAGAGGAAGUGGCCCGGGAGCAGCGCCGGCGGGAGCGGGAGAGGAUGAAGCAGGACCAGGAUGAGGGUGGCCCAGACCCAGACCAGCCGGAGCAGGAGGCUCUCCUCGGAGCGAAGCCCUCGGAGGCCCCUGAAGUAGAUGAGGACGAGGGUUUUGGUGACUGGUCCCAGAAGUCAGAGCAGCAGCCGCAGCAGCACUGGGUUGAGGAGGGGGCCUUGGAUGGCGGAGAGCGCCCCGGGGCUGAAGGUCCAGAGGGCAAGCAGGACAGGUCCUGCCAGCAAACCUGUGGAAAUGAGAUCAGUGAAGGGCUGCGGCAAGCCAGUGUCCACCUGGAACAGCUAGGUUUGAGCCAGGAGGGGUCUGGCCCAGAGGAGCCUGUCCAGGGCCACCAGGAGGUGGCAGAGGCUGGGGAGGCAGAGGAGCACCAGAGAUGUCAGCAGCCCAGGACCCCCAGCCCCUUGGGCUUGGAGGGGAACACCAGACCAAGCUCACCUCCCCUGAGCCCUACCACCAAACUUGCUGACAGGACCGAGUCCCUGAACCGCUCCAUAGAGAAGAGUAACACUGUGAGGAAGUCCCAGCCAGCCCUGCCCAUCGCCAAGAUCGACGAGCGGCUGGAGCAGUAUACCCAGGCCAUCGAGUCUGYAGGCCGGACGCCCAAACUCUCCCGCCAGGCCUCCAUAGAGUUGCCCAGCAUGGCGGUGGCCAGUACCAAGAGUCUGUGGGAGACCGGAGAGAUGCAGACUCUGUCUUCUGCCAAGACCCCCUCCUGCAAGGAUAUCGUAGCCGGAGACAUGAGCAAGAAGAGCCUCUGGGAGCUCAGAGCAGACCCCACGCCCUCAUCCUCCACCAAGGCCACCCCCUCUGGAAAGAGGUACAAGUUUGUGGCCACCRGACACGGGAAGUACGAGAAGGUCCUGGUGGACGAGGGCCCGGUACCCUAGGGCCUGCGUCUCGGUACACACCAGAAGCACCUCUGUGUCCCCAGACUCACCAGCCCCCGGCCCUGGCUAAGAGACUGCUUCCUGUUGCCACUGUAGCCUGACCUUGUCCCUCUGACAGCUUCACUGCUGUCACCACCCCCUUUUGCUUCUGGACCCUCCAACCCCUAUCCCACCCCACUGAUCCCCCAGCUCUGCCUCUGGCAUCUCGGAGGAAAGAGCUUCCUGACCGUUGGCUCAAUGGCCCAUGCCCUGGAAAGGCUGAGCCUUCCCAAGGAAGGCCAGAGAUGGAGGCCGGUCACCCGCCACACAGCAGGAGCCCUGCGCUGGGAGGACACGGCCUCACACCCUUCCCUGCUCUGCCUUCGGAAGACCCACUCUGUACAAUAAAGUUCCUUGAGCAGCCCCCA
Molecule: messenger RNA, 2605 nt
Organism: Urocitellus parryii (Arctic ground squirrel)
Lineage: Eukaryota; Metazoa; Chordata; Mammalia; Rodentia; Sciuridae
Source: RefSeq, a predicted model, not a curated record